Molecule: messenger RNA, 1152 nt
Organism: Aspergillus oryzae RIB40
Lineage: Eukaryota; Fungi; Ascomycota; Eurotiomycetes; Eurotiales; Aspergillaceae
Exons: 3
Coding region: 1-1152 (383 amino acids)
Biological process (GO): regulation of DNA-templated transcription; DNA-templated transcription
Molecular function (GO): DNA-binding transcription factor activity, RNA polymerase II-specific; zinc ion binding; DNA binding
Source: RefSeq, a predicted model, not a curated record
AUGCAGGACCCUACCACCCCGUCCAAGCCACCCUCAUCCCGGCAGCCCUCUUCCUUAGCUUGUGUAUCCUGUCGCCGCCGCCAUUUAAAGUGCGAUGCCCUGCUACCAGCCUGUACUCGCUGCCAAUCCACCAAUUUAGAAUGUCGUUAUGUUCGGUCGAGGCGAGGAUUGCGUACAAAACCGACUAAUCAAUCCCCCCAGCGGUUCCACGAACAAAUGUUGACUGCAGACGAUUUUGCUACCUGGCUGAAUGCCACCACUCUCGCAACAGACUUGGAGGCAGAUCCGGUACUUCUUCAAGGGCUCGAAACGCCGCCAGUAUGGGACAUUCCUUGCCUCCAGGAUGAUACAACCACAGCCACCUGGCACGAGCCAGAGCCUGUCACCACGAUUACCCCUGAGAUAGCUUAUGAUCCAAUGGUGCAGUUAUACUAUCAAAACUUCCACCGGUCACACCCUUUCUUGAUACCGAGAAAGGUACUUCAUUCUCCUCUUCGCCACCGAAUACCCACCUAUAUCACAGGGAUUAUGCGUUACAUUGGCGCACAUUACUACCCCGAAGCAAGAUUCAAGGAAGAAUUCCGGCCGGCAGCGUAUACGGUUCUAUCCGAUGUCACCCCGCGGGACGGGUUCAAAGUUCAAGGACUGUUGUUACUUGCGGUCAUCGAGCAUGCCCACGGCCAAGAAGAGAACGCGUACCUAAAGAUCCAAAUGGCGAUUGAUCUCGCCCUGGAGCUGGGAAUGAACCGGACCAGUUUUGCUCUCGUAAACUCUGAAGGUAGUUCGGUGCUCGCCGAAAGCUGGCGGAGGACGUUCUGGGAACUAUAUGUUGUAGACGGGCUGUUGGCAGCUAUGCGAGACCAAAGCUCGUAUCGUCUGUUUUCCCAUAAGGCGGAUGUGCGAUUGCCUUGCGCUGAGGAACUGUAUAAUUCUGCCAGUGAGAUCACGCCAACUACACGAACAUUGGACGACCUCAAACAAAGCUGGUCCCUAGACCAAUGCAGCUCCUCCUUCACUUACCGAAUUGAAGCUGCGCAGAACCUCGGGCUGGUCAUGGAAGUGAACCGCUCACUGGAUAUUGAUCUCGAGGCCCGGGUUGAGACAGUUGACGCCACUCUUGUCUCGUCGCUCAUGCAAAUACCUUCAUCUUAG